CGCUGUAAAGUGUCAUCAUCAUCAUCGUCGUCGUUAUUAUUUCUGAGCAGACACUCGGGCUUUGCCCACGGGGCUUCCUCGCUGCCCGGCUCGGUACUGCAUAUUCAUUGAAAAGCACCGGGACUUCUCGGUUUACGGCAGAGCGCGUCCGUGCGCGUGGUGGUGGGAGCGAGAGCAAGAUGGCGGCGCUGAAGGAGGAGCAGUGUUACGGACUGUCCUGUGGAAGAGUGAGCAACGGCAGCAAUGUCUCUGUGUUUCACGUCAAACUCACUGACAGCGCGCUGAGGGCGUUCGAAGCCUACCAGGGCAGCAGGGUCCUGUCAUCAUCGCCAUUGAUAAGAUUUAAUGGAAACCAAGGGAAAAUUUCAAUACCACGCUCAGAAAAUUCAAGUGAACUCCAAACUUUUACUUUCUACCUGUCGAAUGUGGGCAGAGAUAACCCCCAGGGCAGCUUCGACUGCAUCCAGCAGUACAUCACCAGUGAAGGGAGCAUUCAGCUGGAUUGUUUGGGUGGGAUCCAGGACAAGAUUACAGUAUGUGCCACAGACGACUCCUACCAGAAGGCCAAGGAAAGCAUGGCCCAGGUUGAGGAGGAGACUCGCAGCAGGAGCGCCAUCGUCAUCAAGCCUGGGGGACGAUACGUAGGUAAGAAGGUUCAGAUCCGGAAACCGGCACCUGGACUCUCAGACGUCGCCCCCUCACGGAGGACGUCUCGACCCGUCAUCAUCUCGAGCAGCACGCUGAAGAAGAGCGCAACUCAGCACAGGCCGCUCCGAGAGCGCCUCGUCCACCUGCUGGCCCUCAAGCCUUACAAGAAGCCCGAGCUGAUCCUGAGGUUGCAGAAGGAUGGCCUCUUGCCAUUAGACAAAGACUCCCUGGAUAGCCACCUGCAACAGAUUGCAAACCUGAAUGGGAGAGAAAACACUUUCACAUUAAAGGACUUUUUGUAUAAGGAAAUUCAGAAGGACUGGCCAGGCUACACAGAAGGAGAUCAGCAGCUUCUCAAGAGAAUUCUGUUCAGGAAACAAGCCCAGAACAGCUCUGCACCUCCGCCAGAGAGCCCACCGAAAGAGCUGGCCAGCAGCUCUCCAUCUCAAAAACGGCCUGCUGCCGACUUCAUCGACCCACUCGCCAACAAAAAGCCAAGGAUAUCGCACCUCGCUAGCAAGGCUGCAACACCCCCGGUUAAUGGCAAGAUCAGCUCUUCCAAUGGCAGAGGCGAUGCAGGCAGCGUGCAGUCGGGAGUGGCGGGUUCAGCGCCAGAUGGCGGCACGCCGUCCGGCUCUCAGCAGCUGCCCAUGCUCGACAUCCCCCGUCCUUUUGAAGCAUUGUCGGACGUCAGCAAUGACUCCAGCAACAAUGGACGCGACUGUGACUCUCAGGAAUCGGCGGUGCCCGAGAGGUUCAGUCAGCCGCCUUUGCUCCCUCAAACAUCUUCCCCCAGACACACGGUCCUGGAGGCCCCGCGGGACAAGAGCUCUUCCUCCUUAAACACCAAGUCUAAAAAGAAGUCCAAAAAGCAUAAAGACAAAGAGAAGAGCAAAGAUAAAGAGAAGGUGAGGGAGAAGGAGCAAGAAAACGAGAGGAAAAGUCGUGACGAAUGUGUGCCGGAGCCUAAUAGAGCCUGUGAGACGAGCCUAGGAAACCUCAAAAGCAACAGUAUUCCACACAGAAGCACAGAUCUUAAUGGGAUGUGCAACAGUACCAGUAUUCCUUCAUCUUCACCUGAAGUGGCAGACUAUUUAUUGAAAUAUACAGUGAUCAGCUCUCCAGAGCAGCGUCAAAGGUAUAAAAACGAUUUCAACGCCGAGUACAGCGAGUACCGGGGACUACAUGCUCGAAUAGAGGGCAUCACCCGGCAGUUCACGGUGCUUGAUAAUGAGCUGAAACAGCUCCAACACGGCACAGACAAGUACAAGACGGUUCACAAUCAAAUACUUCAAGAGUAUCGUAAAAUAAAAAAGACUAAUCCAAACUACAGCCAAGAGAAGAACCGCUGUGAAUAUCUACACAACAAACUGGCGCACAUUAAGAAACUCAUUGCGGAGUACGAUCAACAGCAACUUUAAAAGUGGUUAUUAGACUCUGUUCCCUGUUAUCUCUGGAAGCCGAGCAGAUGGCGGAAAGCUCCAGAUUCUGCUUGCGUGGGGAAAAAAGAAAAGAAGAAAAAAAUUGCCAUGAAGGGAGUAUUCCUCUCAUCGGGGCCAAAGGCUCUAGUGGGAACUAAGCGGGACACGCUCUGUUUUUCUUUUGUUUUUUUUCUUUUGUGAAGAUGAGGCGAUGUGAAGAGUUCAGAGAUGUGAAAGUGUCAAACAUGGAAACUUUGCCACGUUCUUGGGAGAUUUCCAAAUUCUUUUUCCUGCUUUGGGAACAGGAGGGACACAGAGUUGAAAACUGCAGAUUGAAUGCCAAACGCAAUUAAUUUGUUUUUGAGUUGAGAAAAAAAUUAAACGAAUGAUGAAAAAGUUUUCCCCACUUAGUGAAAAAUGAAUGGUUGAGAUGUGGAACCUAUUUCUUUGUAUUUAUUUUGGAUAUUAAAAUGGGGGAUGAAUUUGUUUUACACUCCUCUGUAUCAGUACUUUAAAGCUUCUGUUCUCACAUUUUGAAUGUCUGCCAGUAUUUUAUCCAGAAGCUGCCUUGCCCGUCUGUCAGUCUUUUGGGAUAACUUUAUUCAUCUCUUUUAAAGAGAUGCAGAUAUUACUGUUGAUUUGAAACCGGCGCGCACGAUCACACACGGGUUUGCGCAUUCGGCUUUUCGUUUCUAAAAUCAUAUGCACGCGUCUUAAAGGAGGGGGGCUCGGGUUUGCGGUCCUUCGGGACGGGCUCCCGAGCUCGGUUCCUGCGGUGGUCCUAAGUUGUGGUUCAGUUAUUGCGUCAGUGAGGAAACUAUUCUCUGCUAUUAAUGAAUCGUCUUUCCCGUUUAUUACGGCUUUUGUAGCAACAGAAUGUGUCCGAGUUUUCUGAGGAGCUCGGUGUCAGUGUUACUUUUCUUCGCACUACGGAAGAUCCUUGAAUUGUAAGCUGAAGCAGACGGGAUGCAGACCCUACAGCCUUGUUCUUUUCAUCUCCGGGAUGUUUUGGAAGUUUCGGCUCUAACGUGCACCAUUAUCACUUUCAGUUGUGUUCAGAUCACAUUUACUUUUGUUUUUGUCUGCUAAUCUUCCCGCAUGCUAGUCCAUCUGAGACGACUGUUAAGAUGAAGCCAUUUUUGUUCAUCUUCCGAGUGGAGCCCGGUGGACCUCCUGCUCAGAGGAGGACCAGUUUUUGCCUUUUUCAAAUGUGAUGUCAAGUAUUUACAGGGAGCGACCCAAAAAAUCAGUUUCCCGGGUCGGCAUCGAGUCGAAAUGCCCGAGAAACUCCGAGCGCCAUCAGCGAGUGCGUUUCUUAUAUCGAUCUUUUUACGUGAAUAUGGAGAAUCUGCACUUUUUCUUCUGAUCUUGCUGUUACCUGGGAGUUUUGUCCAAUCGACACACUUCUUUGUCCAUCCGAGUGCAUGCUUUAUGAAUGAGUUACAAUGAACAGUCUUUGUAUCUUUACUUGAAGAAAAAAAAAAACUGCCCAAGGAUAUUAAAAUCCACGCUGAGGCCUAGUCCGACUGUAUUAUCAUGUAAUCGAGUAGACGUGACUCUGACCAGCAUGUAUACCAAAGUGCUUACUGAGUGGGAUGACACAAAACGCUCUACCAAAUGUUGGCAAAGGAACUUGCCACAGAAUUCCCCGCUUCCAGUUCUCAUUCUAUUUGUCUAUGAUUUACCAUCCAGUAGGAGGUUUUUCAGUGUUUCCCUGUGAGAGGGGUCAGAGCUUCGCACUGGACUUGUCAGGUUUCAGAUUUUCAUCUCGCUCCUAAUGCAAACACUACAUGAAGUUCAGAGCUUAGAAACGCGCUGCCAGGUUCAGACCGAGGCUGGAUCUGGGACUCGGAAGUCUGUGAGGAGGAGUGUUUUGUUACUGGUAUCAACACUCGGCAUCACCCAGCGUUACACCUUUUAACAAAGACUUUCAGUCACUCUUACUGUAUCUUGUUUUCUACAAAGAUUCAGACAUGAUUACUGUAUUUCCCUCUCUCUGGUCAAAAUCCAUCGUGAAUGAGUUUAUCAGUGAAAGUUAUUUUGAUCCAAUGGAGAGCAAACUGUUUGGUAAUGAUAUGCCAGCACAUGAGUACCAUGUAUGAGUUGAUUGUGCCAAAAUGAUCUGUUUGUAUAGGUUGUGUUUUUUGUUUGUUUGUUUUUUUUCCCUUUUUCUUUUCCUUCAGUAUAUACAUGCUGCUGUAUAAGCAAAGAGGGCUUUGGAGGACAGUCGUGAAAUGUUGGCGCUAAAACCCAAAGCACGCUUUUUGAAAACCAUAAGGGAUUGGGACUGAGAUGAUCUUUGUUUCAAUAAUAAAAUUCUUUCAAACCUUUA
Oreochromis aureus is the source of this 4401-nucleotide messenger RNA. RefSeq names its product elongation factor RNA polymerase II (gene ell). The record is from RefSeq and is a predicted model, not a curated record. Gene Ontology annotation, cellular component: transcription elongation factor complex. Gene Ontology annotation, biological process: positive regulation of transcription elongation by RNA polymerase II; snRNA transcription by RNA polymerase II; transcription elongation by RNA polymerase II. Lineage: Eukaryota; Metazoa; Chordata; Actinopteri; Cichliformes; Cichlidae. The coding region runs from base 180 to 2069 and encodes 629 amino acids. The transcript has 12 exons. Gene Ontology annotation, molecular function: cis-regulatory region sequence-specific DNA binding.